Molecule: messenger RNA, 1977 nt
Organism: Talaromyces amestolkiae
Lineage: Eukaryota; Fungi; Ascomycota; Eurotiomycetes; Eurotiales; Trichocomaceae
Exons: 2
Coding region: 1-1977 (658 amino acids)
Source: RefSeq, a predicted model, not a curated record
AUGUCAAACCAAGACUUACGACAACCAUCUGAGGAGGGUCCGCAAUCCAUGAAUGAGCCAGAAUCAUCCAGUGAAGGUGGCUCCUGGUACCACAGGAGUGAUGAAGAUCAAGAGAAUAGGCCACAUGCAGACCCUAAUACACAGAUAGUCUAUACGGAAUUCCCUCCGGGUACAUCGGCCAGCUAUGAUAUAGAACGCCCUGAAUACGGAAACGAUCCAGUUGCACUGCGAAAAGCAUUUAAAAGAGCGAAGCGAAGACAGAAAGACAUAGAUGCCGAGAGACGGAGCUGGUAUGGUGAAGAUGCAGAUGAAGUCAUGGAAUACCAGUUCAGGUUUACGCCCGAGGAACUACGCGACAGAGCGGCGGAGAGACAUGGUGGGCAGACGUUUUAUGAGCAUAUGGUGGAAGUAGGGCUGGCGCAAGAUUUGGAUCGUAUCGUGGGGGAUGAAUUAGAGGAAGAACUUGAGGAAAAUUACGAGAGGAGAAUGGAAGAGUGGAGGACCGGCAUUCAUCCGGAUUUUGUACCAGAUUGGGAUCAUGGCGAUGUACACAAUCAAGGCGAUGAUCAUAAUCAAGGCGACAAUAACCAAGGCAAGGAGCAUGAUGAUGGAAACAGGGACAAAGACAACAGCAGAUUGGCAAAUUCAGAGCCGGAAACGUCGCGUGAGUAUUCAGAUAGUGGAGAUCGCGGUGACGAUGAAGGCGAAAGUGAUACACCGUCGACAGAUAAAACAAGGGCAAUGCCGGACUUUGAUUCAGAGUCUAAGAGCCAAAAGAGAAGAAGACUGUCGGAUGAUGCAUUUGAUAGUGGGAGGGCAUCAAAAAAACGAAGGACUCCUGAGCAAAGUGACAAUGAUGAAGCAGCGGCGAUGCAAGUCCAACGGGAGUUCUAUCAGUCGCAACCAGAACAGACAGAAGAGCCAUCAGAAGACACAGAUGUUGAGUACCAGCGACAACAGGAUGAAAGACGUGAUCUAUUUUUCAGAGACAAAGAGUUGCGAGAAAGUCUUGAUAGACGGCAGUCAGGGGAGCAGCAGCCACCGCAACCGCAACUACAGCAACAGACGCAGCAGCAAGAAUUUGAGGAAGGAGAGGGCGAGGAGGUACGACCAAGGACAAGACUGGAAUACGAAAGGGAAGCAAGACUUCAACAUGAUCUAGAAUAUGUUCUCCAGCAUCAAGAGGAUAUACGAGCCCACCUGCGAGGAAUUCAGAGGAGAUUGGAUAGUACAGGGGGAACGGAACCGAACUUACGAGAACUAUGGGGAGUGCAAAUGCAGAAUCUUGAAUUACAACGACACCGAGAAAUGAGAAUACAACAGCGGUUGCGAGUACUUCAGCAACAGUCUCGUAUAGAGGAUCUACAAUACCGACAAAAUGGACUAUCUGAGGAAAUUGGCCGAAUGCGGAUUGAGCAGGAUCAAGUACGAGAACGCCUAGAAAGGAUAGGGCAGCAGAUGAGAUUACACGGAUAUCGAGCAGACUGGCGAAGAGAGGAGGCGGCCCUAGAGGAGCAGCAGUAUCAAUUGGGGCAGCAAGUGGAACAUUUGGAACGGCGAAUCUUUGCACUCCAGCAACAAAUAGCAGAAAUGGAAGCUGAUCAACGCGUACAAGAGAGGAAGUGGGACGAGCUCAGAGUACAGGAAGAUGAACUCGUAAAGGCCAAUCACCACAGCAGCAACAGCAGCAACAACAGCAGCAACAACAGCAACAACAGCAACAACCGCGAGUGCAACUGCAGCGACAGCAGCGACAGCAUGGUCAGCAGCAAAUACCACGACAGCCAAGAGACCAAUGGCCGUCGCAAAUAUCGCAGCUUGAACGGGAACAUCGGCGACAGGAAAAUAGUCUAUGGAACCGACUGGAUAGACGGAACCAAGAACGCGAACAGGAACGGCGACGCCGGCCACUACGAGAGCUACAACCAGGACAAUACCCAGAUGAAGGACAAAAUCCACAACCUUCCCGACAUGUAA